Oncorhynchus kisutch (coho salmon) is the source of this 1017-nucleotide messenger RNA. Its product is annotated as homologous-pairing protein 2 homolog. The record is from RefSeq and is a predicted model, not a curated record. The transcript is spliced from 8 exons. Gene Ontology annotation, biological process: meiotic joint molecule formation; meiotic strand invasion involved in reciprocal meiotic recombination; homologous chromosome pairing at meiosis. Gene Ontology annotation, cellular component: DNA recombinase auxiliary factor complex; condensed nuclear chromosome. The coding region runs from base 108 to 749 and encodes 213 amino acids. Gene Ontology annotation, molecular function: double-stranded DNA binding; recombinase activator activity. Lineage: Eukaryota; Metazoa; Chordata; Actinopteri; Salmoniformes; Salmonidae.
GUAGGUAAAGCCUGGACACCCACAAUGCAUCACGGCGCGCGAAACUCGAGAUCUGUCAAUAAGCAUAAAUUAGUUAGCGAUAGCUUAUAGCUCACGGAAUAAAAAAAAUGAGCAAAAAAGACAACGGAGGUUUAACAGUCAUAUUUGCUUACCUAAACGAGAAGAACCGUCCUUACAGUGCCCAAGAUGUCUUUAACAAUUUACAGAAGCAGCACGGCCUGGGAAAGACGGCUGUGGUUAAAGCCAUGGAACAGUUGGCACUGGAAGGGAAGAUCAAAGAGAAAACCUAUGGGAAGCAAAAGAUCUACUUUGCUGAUCAGGCCCAGUUUGCAGAGGUGAGUGAGGCAGAUCUGAAGGCCAUCGACAGUCGCAGCCUGCACCUGUGUGCUGAGGUCAGAGAUAUCUCUCAGGGCUGCAGACAGCUGGACACAGAGCUGAAGGAGCUCAACAGCUCCCUGACCACAGAGGAAAUUAUAUCAGAGAUCCAGGAGCUGAAAGAAGUGUGUUCUGGUUACAGUGAGCAUCUGGAGAAGAUCAAGUCAGCGACCAAUCAUGUCACACCAGAGCAGAAGGAGAUGGUUUACAAGGAGAGACAUCUCUACGUGAAAGAGUGGAAGAAGAGGAAGAGACUGGCAGCUGAUAUGAUGAGUUCCAUUUUGGAGGGAUACCCAAAGACCAAGAAGCAAUUUCUGGAAGAAGUUGGUGUGGAGACUGAUGAGGACUGUAAAGUGACUAUGCCAAGUACCUGACAGAAUGUUGGAGGAUCUUUGUGUUCUGUUUAGGAAGAAGUUGGUGUGGAGACUGAUGAGGACUGUAAAGUUGCUAUGCCAAGUACCUGACAGAAUGUUGGAGGAUCUUUGUUUACUUUGACUUGAAUGUCAAUUCUGAGGGAGUAUUAUGCCAUCAAAACUCAUUCCAAGAAUAACUAGUUACUAUUUGUAAUGUUUUGUAAUAAAAUACCUUGUACAGGGGUAUACUUUAAAGUUUAUUUUGCCAUUAAAAAUCAUUCAUACGAAA